UCUAAUGGCUUACAGCAUACUAAGAACUUCUGGACAUCCCCUUAAACACCUACUUAAGCUUAGCCCUAACAAAAACCUUAGGGACAAAACUCAGAAACUGGAGACACAACACAGCAGAACCAUUCAAACCAUUUAAACCGCUUUAUUCUGAUUGGUUGCUACGUCGUUUGCCGAAAUUACAAACCGUAGUUGAGUUUAUUCCCUGUGUUUUUUGGUAAUUAAAAGUAAAUGACAAAGCGAUGUUCUCUUCAGUGGGUUAAUGCAACAAAUGGCACGAUUGGUCCUGCGCUACAAAGUCAUGCUGGUGCCAUUAUAAGGGGAGAUCUCUAUCUGCACGGCGGAAUAACUUCUAAUGAUGCAUCAUGUAAAACGCCGAGCAACUGUUUUUACAAGAUACAGCUUUAUCCUACAAUAGGCCAGUGGAUGGAAAUUACAUCUUCAGACUCACCAUUUCUUAGUCAGCAUACAUGUCUAGUUUUCAAGGAUAGAUAUCUUGUUUUUAUUGGGGGAUGGAAUGGACAUAUCAGGAUCCCAGGUAUACAUACAUAUGAUACUCAGUCGAAUACUUGGCUACCUCCUGCUUUGAAUGAACCACUGCUUACAGGGUUUCCUCAGGGAGCUGGGUUGUCAGCUCAUUCUGCUCAAAUAAUUCGUUCACUAGAUGAUGAGAAUACGUUUUCAGCUAUUAUUAUCGGCCGAGAAGGUUCUCUACGAAGCCAAAGAAAGGCAGGGAAUAUUUACUUACUAUAUGGUAAUUUGAUUGAUAUGGAUUCAUCUCAACAACGAAUGAAAUAUGUUUACUGCGAAGCCGAUUCCAGUUUAACAGUAUCGUCAAGAAGUUAUCAUACGUCGACACCGAUCACACCAUGUACAUUAGUUACCAUUGGUGGUUGUAAAAGUAAUUCGGUCGACUUAUUAAAAUGGAAAAUAAUCCAUAAUAAAAAGAAGAAAGAACCAUGCAAUUGGCCUGGUCGCCUUGACUUUCCACUGACAUCAUGUACAGUUGUAACAAGUUUUAUUAAAAAUAUUGAACAAAAACAAAAGUCGGAUCUAACUCAACUUUCACCAUCCUAUCAAAAUGGUUGGCGUGGCCAUUGUAUAAUACCAGGUGUUGGUGGUUUAUUUAUUGGAACAGGAGAAGGUUUCAAUGCAUUAAGACAUGGUCCGCUUAAUUCAGCAUAUCUUUUAAAGUAUACUGAAAAUGAUAGUAGUAUUAAACCGACAAUUUACGAAAUUGGUACAAUCGAUGAACCAAGAGCAUAUGCAGUCUCUGCAGUAUGUAGUAAUGACGGUACAGCUUGGUUACAUGGUGGUCUUGGACCUCAAGGUAAAACAAUGAAUACACUAAUGAAAUUGAUAAGAGUUGAUUGACAAACACUUAAAGUAUAAUUAUUUUAUAGGAAAUAGUUUUUACCGACAUAUUCCCCUAUCCUAAUUCCUUAUAGAUUUUUAAAAACAAAACGCUUCACAAUCUGAGUUCAUUACCGUUGAACUAUUUUCAGUGAACAUUUUGUGUAAUAAUAACCAUCUGUUCAU
This is a messenger RNA of Schistosoma bovis, 1536 nucleotides long. The record is from the annotation of a GenBank genome assembly. Lineage: Eukaryota; Metazoa; Platyhelminthes; Trematoda; Strigeidida; Schistosomatidae.